Messenger RNA from Cyprinus carpio (common carp), 2467 nucleotides. Its product is annotated as flavin-containing monooxygenase 5-like. Bases 274 to 1962 code for a protein of 562 amino acids. The transcript has 9 exons. NCBI's taxonomy places the organism in Eukaryota, Metazoa, Chordata, Actinopteri, Cypriniformes, Cyprinidae. The record is from RefSeq and is a predicted model, not a curated record. Gene Ontology annotation, molecular function: N,N-dimethylaniline monooxygenase activity; flavin adenine dinucleotide binding; NADP binding.
UCUGUGAUAAUGUUUGAACAUUCUUGACUUCAACACUUAAACUACGUUGUUUUUACCCAUAAUUUUUUAUUCCGGUUUGAUCCACCUUAAACUAGUGGCAGCUGAGACCACCCUCUUCUUUGAGUCUUCAGAAACGCUCAGUUGUUUACAGGCUGAUUUCAAUAAGACGGUUGCCAGGGAAAGCUGCUCCAACUAUUUGGAACAGAAAAACCUCCUUUUGGCAUUUUUGAAUGCUGAGGGCUUGAUACCAUCUUCAGUUUAAAGACUGGCAGCAUGGCUAAGCGUGUGGCUGUGAUUGGAGCAGGCAGCUCUGGACUGACCUCCAUCAAAUGCUGCUUGGAUGAAGGGCUGGAGCCUGUGUGCUUUGAGAGCAGUGAUGAUAUUGGAGGACUCUGGAGGUUUAAGGAAAAACCUGAGGCAGACCGUUGCAGCAUUUAUCGUUCUGUCAUAGUGAACACCUCUAAAGAGAUGAUGUGCUACAGUGAUUUCCCUGUGCCGGAUCAUUACCCCAACUUCAUGCACAACUCUAUGAUCGUGCAGUAUUUCAAACUCUAUGCUGAGCACUUCAACCUGCUCAAACACAUUUACUUUCAGACCACAGUUCGCAGUGUGAGACAAAGGCCUGAUUUCUCUGACUCUGGUCAGUGGGAUGUGGUGACCGUGGACAGAGAUGGACAAGAGGAGACACAUGUAUUUGACAGUGUGCUAGUGUGUGCAGGACACUACACACAACCCAUCAAACCCCUCUCAGACUUCACAGAUAUUGACACAUUCCCAGGGACAAUAAUUCAUAGUUGGGAAUAUAAGGACCCUGAUCCUUACCUUGGAAAGAGAGUUGUUGUCGUUGGGAUUGGGAAUUCUGGUGGAGACAUUGCCGUAGAGCUCAGCAGAGCAUGUGAGAAGACAUUCCUGAGUACCCGGAAAGGUGCUUGGGUCAUAGGUCGCAUGGUUGGUAGAGGGCUUCCUCUAGAUAUGACGAUGGUCAGACGAGUUCAAGAUCUGAUUUAUGGCCUCCUGCCUCGAGCUCUGCUCAACUGGUUUGGGGAGAGAAGCCUCAAUCAGAGACACGACCACAAGCUGUAUGGACUACAGCCUGCUCACAGAGUUUUCAGUCAACAUCCCAUGGUCAAUGAUGACUUACCAAACCGUAUCCUCUCCGGUACCGUCUCAGUCAAGCCGAACGUGCAAGAGUUUCGUGGAUCAAGUGUGGUGUUUGAGGAUGGCACUGUUGAAAAUGACAUUGAUCUGGUGGUGUUUGCCACAGGCUACACUUUCUCAUUCCCCUUCCUGUCUUCACAUGUAAUUCCUGUCUCAAAGAACAAAGUAUCCCUGUACAAAUACGUAUAUCCCCCAGGACUGGAGCGGCCAACUUUAGCCGUGAUUGGUCUGAUCCAGCCUCUGGGAGCCAUUAUGCCCAUCUCUGAGAUUCAGGCACGCUGGGCCACUCGUGUUUUUAAAGGUCUAUGCAAACUGCCUCCAAUGAGUGCAAUGAUGAAGGACAUUAAAGCAAAAGAGGAAGCAAUGGCUAAAAGGUAUGUGGCCGCCCAGAGACACACCAUCCAGGUGGACUACAUCCCCUACAUGGAUGAGCUGGCUAAACAAGUGGGUGUCCGUCCUUCUAUCCUGAAGUUGCUCCUGACAGACCCUAGGCUGGCUCUGAACAUCAUCUUUGGGCCCUGCACCCCGUACCAGUUUCGGUUGCAUGGACCGGGACAAUGGGACGGUGCACGUCAGGCCAUCCUGACUCAGUGGGAUCGAGUCACCGAGCCCCUGAGAACACGCUGUACUCCAGAGCCGCAGUCACAGCGCUCCUCUCAUUCACUUAUAUUCUCAGUGUCUGUUGCAGCGCUGCUGUCUGCUCUGUAUUACAGCAGAGCCAGUCUGCACAUACUCAUAGCAGACCCUUCAUCACUCCUGGACAGGAUCAGGGCUUUUAUACCAUUGCCACUGACCACACAGUGAUCGUGCAUGUGAAUCAGAAACAUAACAUAGUUGUAUAAAAUCUGACAACACAAGACAUCUAGGCUAAAUUGUAAAAAAUGGCAAAAAAGUAGUCUGAAAUUCUUUCAUUUUAUAAAUUUGCUGUACUGAAACUGAUUUUUAGACUUGGAUUGUAUGUGUAGUUUUGUAUGUAAUUAGUUUAAUUGUUGAAACCAGCAUGCACUAUCAAACUCUUUUAUUGUUUUUAUUGAGUUGCAUUAUAUGUAUAACUUCCAGCUUUAACUGCAAUUUAAAAAUGCAACAAAUACUGUAAUUUUAGUAAAUAUACAGUAUUUGUAACUUUCUGAGCAUUAAAUGAAAAGUAUAAAUAUACUUUUUCAGCACUACAGAAGUGAUUUUAACUAUUGAGCAUACUCGAUUUGUUUCAUGUAAUAUCAAAAUGUUACUGUAUUAUUAUGAAGAAAUGACCCUUUCAGUAUCAAUGCGAAAAAUAAGUCAAUAAAAAUAACAGUAUAUUUUCGUGGAA